AUUAAUUCUAACUGUACCAAAUAAAAUGGGUUACCAUCAACACAAAUUUCGAAUUUAAAGUAAAUACCGAAAGAUAAUUGUCAACAUGCAAACUGGUUAAUGUGAAUACGAGAGCGAAGCCGCAAUACCACCGAAGCUACUUAGCCCGCACAGCAGAAAUAGAAGUUGUAUAUAUCUAAAUAUAUAGCUAAUAAUGGAGGGGCUUGAGGAUAUAGCUCAUGCACGGCUGCCUGUUGGCAACACUACCGUUCCCAUCCAUUCGGAUCUGCUGGAUAAUGCAUACAACGAAACGGAUAGCAACUGGUCCACAGUGGCGAAUUUUACACGACUCAUCAUUGCAGCCGCUUCGGAAGUUGCGCCCAACAUUGCAAACUACACGCUCAACAUGCUGGACGUAGGCAUUGCGCUGGCCACAGAAGCCACCAACGCUGAAUCUGCGACCAGUACUGCGAUGCCCGGCAGCAACAGGGGCACAGAGGCUGCUUAUGCGAUUAUGACAAACUCACGCUUGAAUAGCUCAACGCUCGGUCACAUCAAUAGUCUGCACGAGCUGUCGCCGGUGGCGGAGCAAGUGCCGGAGCAUGUAAUGGACCAUGCGCCACAGCUCUCCCGCUCCGGACUGCUGAAGGUUUAUGUGCUGACAGUGAUGGCACUCUUCUCAUUGCUGGGCAAUCUGCUUACCAUCUGGAAUAUAUACAAGACUCGCAUCACUCGGCGCAAUUCCCGCCACACCUGGAGCGCCAUCUACUCGUUAAUGUUUCAUUUGUCGAUUGCUGAUGUUCUGGUCACCGGAUUUUGCCUUAUUGGCGAGGCAGCCUGGUGCUACACGGUGCAAUGGUUGGCCAACGAGUUGACGUGCAAACUUGUGAAGUUGUUCCAAAUGUUCAGCCUCUACCUAUCGACUUAUGUGCUGGUGCUGAUUGGCGUCGACCGCUGGAUAGCAGUCAAGUAUCCGAUGAAGUCGCUCAACAUGGCCAAGCGUUGCCAUCGUCUGCUCGGCGGCACCUACAUCCUAUCGCUGGUGCUCAGCCUGCCUCAGUUCUUCAUAUUCCAUGUGGCACGCGGCCCCUUUGUCGAGGAGUUCUACCAGUGUGUAACGCACGGCUUCUACACCGCCGUGUGGCAGGAGCAGAUGUAUGCCACCUUCACGCUGGUCUUCACCUUCUUGCUGCCGCUGUGCAUACUUUUCGGCACCUACAUGUCAACAUUUCGAACCAUCUCAAGCAGCGAAAAAAUGUUCCAAGGCUCCAAAUUGGCCAACUAUUCGACAACGAAGCAGCUGCCUACACAGACGAACCGGCAGCGCUUAAUACACAAGGCCAAAAUGAAAUCCCUGCGCAUAUCUGUGGUGAUCAUUAUCGCGUUCCUUAUUUGCUGGACACCCUACUACGUAAUGAUGAUUAUCUUCAUGUUCUGGAAUCCAGACAAAAGGCUGGGCGAUGAUUUACAGGAUGCGAUUUUCUUUUUUGGAAUGUCCAACAGCCUCGUUAACCCGCUCAUCUACGGCGCCUUUCAUCUCUGCCCCGGUAAGAGCAACAAAUCCGGAACUGGCGGCGGCAAUAACAAUGCAUACAGCUUAAACAGAGGUGACUCACAGCGCACCCCAUCAAUGCUGACGGCCGUGACGCAAGUGGAUGCGGCUGGUGGCAGUGCUCGGCAAAUGCGCACCUUCCGGCAGCAGAGCUAUUACCGUAGUUCGAGCAAUGGUACAGCUGGCGGACCCUUCAAGGAGCAGGUGGGCCUAUUGCAGGUGGGCGGUGCAGGCGGCAGCGGUGCCACACCUCAUAUGAUGAGAAAGAGCUCCUCCGUGCGCAGCCCACAUCCGAAUCACAGCUCAGCCAUAGCUACGCGGCACUCGGGCUGCCUAAGGGAACAGGAGGAGCUACUACUCCAGACAAAGCCCUCUACGCUAGUGCUCAAUUACGAUAGUCAGCGCGGCGGCGUUGGAGUGGGCGUGGCCAAUGGAAACAAACUUAUGACAGGUGCAAGCCUCCGGGUGGACAAUAAAGAGUGUGUGUCCAGUGUGUGAGCAGAGCUGGCGGCGAUGGUGACGGUAGAGGCACAGGUAGGUGCGACAAUGCGCGCAGUGGAGGAUGCUUGCUCCUGCUGCCGUUGCCUGAGCCAGGAGCUAGUGCGGCGCCAACAGGGACUCCUAGAGUCGCCCAGCACGGCCGCCGCACACUAAACCAGUAUAAGCUGCUGUGAAAUUUACAGUUAAAACGCGGCCACUUUGCGUGAUACGCGACUCCGACUCUUCCAGUGCUCAUGAGGUUGUUCGAAAGAUUGCUUUGCCAGCGGGGCAUAGCAAAGCAAGACAAGGCAGGGCGGGGCGGGGCAGGGCAGGGUGUUGCCGAUGAUCAGAUCAUCGAGCCAUGCAACAUUUGAUUAGUGUAACUAACUGAGAAUUAAGUCUUUGAACAGUGUUCGUGUGGAUAGUCGUAAUUGUAGGCUUAGUUGAAUAUGGCUGAGCAUUAGCCAAGUGUAGGGCAUAAGCAGAGCAGCUGACAAUUAAUUGGCCAAGAGCUGCGAGCCGGUUCACGACUAUAUUUACAUAUUAAAUUAUGCAUAUGCUUAUGUAUAUGUAUAUAUCUGUGUGAGGCGGAGUCUUAAUGUAAAUUUGAUGAUAUUUUAAUCGCCAUAAAGCUCAGUUGCGAGUUCAUUUGAAAUGCGGGAAAAACACGUUCUCAUCCGAUGGCCAUUUACAUACAUAUAUGUCAGUUUAAUUAAACACUAAAUCGCAAUAUACUAUAAGCAGCAUCAAGUGCUACCUAGAUGGACAUGGAACAGGACUCCACACAGACUACUCAAUUAGCCGUAAUUUUAUUGUGAGUUUGAGCUACCCGCAUUAACGCAAAAACUGUAAUCCAUACAGGUUAAUUACAUCGACUAAAUCCCCAUAAUACUUAAGAAACGUGUACUUAACUUUUCUGUGUAUGCUUACCCUGCAUAUACAUAUAUAUGUACAUACCUGCACACACAAACUUAUAUAUGAGGAUAUGUUCGAAAUUGUGCACAGCAAAAAAAAAGAGCAAAAACAGAUUUCAACGAAAUUGACCGCAGGACAACAUGCUUGAAAGCUCAAAAACAGCCACGGAGACUCUUAUGCAUUCCCAAUUAAACUCAUGUUUGUUUAUAAAUGUGUGUGUGUGUGUGUGUUUGUAUGUACAUCAUCUAUUCAUCUCUUUCUAUGUGUGUAUUUGUACAUGUUAGAUACCCUCUGUAAAAUUUGUAUAGUUUAUUUUUUAAUAAAAACGAAACGAGAGCAUUGCAACAAAUUUA
Messenger RNA from Drosophila virilis, 3279 nucleotides. RefSeq names its product corazonin receptor (gene CrzR). Gene Ontology annotation, biological process: neuropeptide signaling pathway. Lineage: Eukaryota; Metazoa; Arthropoda; Insecta; Diptera; Drosophilidae. Gene Ontology annotation, cellular component: plasma membrane. The record is from RefSeq and is a predicted model, not a curated record. Gene Ontology annotation, molecular function: corazonin receptor activity.